AACUAUGGGUUAUUUAACAUGAGAACUUCAAGUACUCUAAGGUAAGGGGUUCUCUGGUCAAAUAUCCAAGGAUCUUGGUGGAGUGACAGUUUUUAGUGAACUCUAGCCUUUUCAUUUAUCACGUUAGUUUUAGCUCUUGGUAGUCAUGGAUCUCACAUUGUGGCAGUACCAGUUUCGAAUCAUCAUGCUAGGAGACUCCACGGUGGGCAAGUCAUCCAUGUUGAAGCGAUACACAGAGGACCUGUUUCUGGAGUGCAUCAACCAGACUGUCGGAGUAGACUUCUAUGUACACUUCCUAGAGGUCGAACCUGGAGUGAGGGUCAAACUGCAGUUCUGGGAUACAGCUGGUCAGGAGAGGUUUAGGUCUGUGACUCGCUCCUACUACCGGAACUCAGUCGGAGGUCUUCUGGUAUUCGAUCUGGCCAACCGCAAAUCUUUCGAAAAUGUGCAGCAGUGGCACGCGGAGGUGUCAGAACGUGUGGAGCCCUACACAGUGCUCUUCGUGUUGGUGGGACACAAGAGUGACCGGGACAAGGCCGGAGAGCGAGCUGUGAACCGAACCGAGGCAGAAAAGCUUGCAAGCCAAUUGGGAGCGCCGUACAUCGAGGCCUCGGCCAAAACGGGUCACAACGUGAAAGAGGCCUUCGAUCUCUUGACCCGAAGGGUUUACCAGGGCUUGAAAAGCGGAGAGAUCCAGUUGCGUGAGGGGUGGGAUGGAGUCAAGAGCUCAGCUCCUACAGCCCAAAUGUCCCAGAAGAUACACAACAAUGAAGCUGCUGAGAAAAACAAGAGCUGUGCUUGUUAACUUAAAAUAUAUCGCAACCUUUGAGUACAGUUCUUCAAAUAGGAAGGAUCAGUCUGACAUUGCCAAAUACACCUACAACUAAUCUCUAGGACUUUAAGAUGUAAGAUUGAAGGUAUUACAUUUGAUCAGACAGA
Messenger RNA from Rhinichthys klamathensis goyatoka, 939 nucleotides. RefSeq names its product RAB42, member RAS oncogene family (gene rab42b). The transcript is spliced from 2 exons. Lineage: Eukaryota; Metazoa; Chordata; Actinopteri; Cypriniformes; Leuciscidae. The record is from RefSeq and is a predicted model, not a curated record. Bases 146 to 805 code for a protein of 219 amino acids. Gene Ontology annotation, molecular function: GTP binding; GTPase activity.